AUGUAUUCGAGCAGCCAGUCUCCUCAUACUGGCCUCGGAUUUGACUCCAGGCCCGAUCAUGUAUUGGAUAUGGACGCUGCACAUUCUGCCAAGGCUGCUGACGAAGCGUCAGCAACUGCCCUUUGGAAGAUGUAUUCCAAGGCCAAGGCUAGUCUGCCGUACCGGUCGCGGAUGGAGAACCUGACAUGGCGUCUCAUGUACAUCAAUAUUCACAAGAACCGCACCAAGUCACUGUCCUCCGCCCCAGAAAAGACUGCUGAACGGGCCCUGCCGUCGACAAAGGCUACACAGACGCCGCGGCCCUCGGCACCUGCCAGUUCCGAGGCCAGCAACAGCUAUGGUAACUGGCCUCAGUUCCCCGACCUCGACUUUCUGGAAACGAGCCACCACCAGCCGAUCGACCCAAAUUCCAACGAGUUCGACUAUCUAGAGCACAUCAAGUCUAUCGGCGGGCACUCGAGCGCACCGCUGCCCGAGAUGAACUCCUCUCCGUUGCCGAAUUUGCACGUCGACUCCACCGCACAGCCAUACAUGAGCGCCAACCCGUUGGACUUGAGCCAGGCGCCGUUCACGCAGACCGUGGCGUUUGACAACGGGGGAUCGCCGUCGCCUGUCAACUUCGACGCCGUGUCCACAAGCGUGCCCACCUCGCUGAAACACCAUCCGAGCAUGGUCAAUAUACACACCGAUCACGUCACCAACGAUUUCUUAGGCCAGUCGCUCCCCAAUGCCAAUCCUCUCUACUCGCCGUCGCAGUCGUCUAUCACGUCCCGAACGCGCUUCCAGUCGUUCUCGUUCGAUAAGGCGCCGGGCCAGUUUGCGAGAGAUGACUUCAGCUUUGACGUCGACGGCGACAUGAACAUGUUUGACCACUCGCCGCAGGUGCCUGCGGCCACCACUCCCACAAACAUCUCUACACCAGGCGUGCAGCUUGGCACCAAGUUCAGCAACUCGGCUCCCAAGUCGGCGAGACGGUCAUCGGCGGCUGCAAAGCGCAAGGCGCCAGUCAAGCGGAACCCUAGGAGCGCCACUGACGUGGGCUCUCUCACGUCCACCCCGGGCACGCUUCCGAAAAACGGCUCGUUCGCCAACACCCCUACAGGCACCCCUCCUUCGAGCAGCAGCAGCAACGCAGCAUUGGGGAUUGCUGGCGCAGAACAGGGCAGUAUUGCGUGUACGAACUGUCAUACCAAGACCACGCCGCUGUGGCGUCGGAACCCUGAAGGACAGCCUCUUUGCAACGCGUGUGGUCUGUUCCUCAAGCUUCAUGGUGUCGUCCGGCCUCUCUCGCUCAAGACCGAUGUGAUAAAAAAACGCCAGCGGGGAACCACUACGAAGAAGCCCAAAAAGAAAACAGAUGGAGAUGACCUGAACCCAACUCCGAUCGUAUUAAAUAAGGUGAAGACUGCAAGCAGUCCUUCCAAAAGAGAAAACUCGGCACGCGGCCACCAGGAGACAGAGGGCUCCACUAACGAAGAUGCAGAGUUGGGUGGGGGCCUGUAUCAGGGAUCGCAGCCGUCAAACGAUCUGAAGUCUCUUGACUUCGAUUCGAUCUUGAGUCUUGGCCAACAGCCACAAAACCGGCCUCCACAAACUGAGCCCACUAAUGAAGAUCCCUCCUCCCAAAGUUUAGGCACUACUGCUGGUCAAAGUGGCAACAACAAUUGGGACUGGCUUACUAUGUCUCUGUAA
Ogataea haglerorum is the source of this 1692-nucleotide messenger RNA. RefSeq lists its product as uncharacterized. The transcript has a single exon. The coding region runs from base 1 to 1692 and encodes 563 amino acids. Gene Ontology annotation, biological process: negative regulation of transcription by RNA polymerase II; positive regulation of transcription by RNA polymerase II. Lineage: Eukaryota; Fungi; Ascomycota; Pichiomycetes; Pichiales; Pichiaceae. The record is from RefSeq and is a predicted model, not a curated record. Gene Ontology annotation, molecular function: DNA-binding transcription factor activity, RNA polymerase II-specific; zinc ion binding; RNA polymerase II cis-regulatory region sequence-specific DNA binding.